Molecule: messenger RNA, 197 nt
Organism: Racocetra persica
Lineage: Eukaryota; Fungi; Glomeromycota; Glomeromycetes; Diversisporales; Gigasporaceae
Source: the annotation of a GenBank genome assembly
AAAACCAGAACCAGAAUUUAAUGUGUGGACGAGUAACAAUGAUAUGAUCGAUAUAAUAAUUCGACGCACACAGACCAAUAAUAAGGUCAUUUGCUUGGAAUGGAUAGAGUCAAAAGACUUGGUUAAUAUUCAAUAUCUUGAAGAUGAGGGAUUUUAUCCAUCUAUAAAACAACAUGGCUUAACGGAUAUCCUCGCAA